Prorocentrum cordatum is the source of this 2670-nucleotide messenger RNA. The record is from the annotation of a GenBank genome assembly. Lineage: Eukaryota; Dinophyceae; Prorocentrales; Prorocentraceae.
AUGGACGGCCAGUGCCUGGGCGCCCAGCUACGUGGGGCUCGUCAAGCCCAGCCCAGCGCCAAGCUUGCGACGCAGCAACAUACUGACGUCGCCAUCAGGCCCCAGGCUGCGCUGCGCAAGCUCAGCAAGGCCACCGACACAUGCCAUGAGUUCCCCAAGUUCCUGCAGCUCCUCAGCCCCAUGGUGCUGCCCCAGGCGCUGCUGCCGCCCCCGCCUCAGCAGACAGAGUUCGAGGGCCGCUCGUCCGAGGACGGUGACAUUCUCCAGCGGGCUGUUGCGGAGAAGCGGGUUUUCGAGGAGCAGUUCCAGGCAUUGGGCUUCAAGGGGCCCCGCGUCGAGUGCCGCACUUCUCGGGGACCCCAGUCUCAGUGCUUGGACACAUCGUUCCGCGGCGUGAGAAAUCCGAGCCCACGGCAGACGCUGCGGCACCUCCACGUGGAUUUGACGUUUUCAAUUGAAAUUGCCAAGCCGCUCUUCUCCAGCGUCAUGGCGUGCCUAAUGCUCUUGUUGUAUGCGCGCAUGGGAUUGGACCAGGUGCCGCGGGUGACCACGGCCUCUCACGUGCAGCUCGCCUGCCUGGCUACCGCGAGCCGCGCAGCCCGUCUACGCAGUGCGCCAGUGGUCCGCAUUCUGCAGGUGCCGCAGCCUCUGGUCGGCAGCACCUCGCCUACUUGCCUGGCAGCGCAGACGGCCCACGCAGCGAAGUUUGACGCGGUGGCGAGGGCUGUACUGGUUCCGUUGCUCGUAUUGCCCAUGCGCUUGGCGAUGGUGGCGCUGCGUCUUCCCCCGCCCAUGCGCAGAGCGCUCCUUGGCGGGGCGUCUUUCGAUCUUCCAGACUUCUACCACUUCGACGGCCCGGGAGGAACGGGCGCGCGAUGGUCGCCGAGCUUCCGACCAACGUACAAAGGGGGCGGACGUUGGUCGCCCGAUGCCCCGGUCAGCGCGGCAAAGAAUCGCGUGCCGUCUCAGUGUUGCGCUGAGUGGUGCGAAACGGCGCAUCACAGAUGGGCCAAGUCAGUGCGUGGCCGCCUCCGGAAGGCAUGGCGUCCCGCGGCGGUCGAGGAGGCGCCCGGCACUGUCUCCAGCAGAUUCGAUUCUACCCUCGCAUGCGAGACCGAGAUGCUUCAGGACCAGCAAAGGACUACGACGGCACCGCCGAUAGUUCAAGCGCAGGCGGCUUUCCUUGGCGCCAUCGGGAAGGCGGCGGAGGCGGUGUCGUCCGAGAUCGCCGGGGGGGAGGAGGCCUCCAACCUGGAGGCCCUCGUCACGCACGCGGCCUGCCUGGCCAAGCGGCACCCGGACUCGCAGACCACGUACCGCAUCCUGCUGCUGCUCUCCACCCACGGCGGCGUCAUCGGGCCCGCGCUCACGGCCUCGCUGCGGUCUGGCAGCGACCACGAGCGGCGCGCCAUCGUCAGGGUGCUGGGCCUGCUCGGCGAGCACGUUUCUUCCGGCGGCGUGCAGGGCGAGCUGCACGACAGCCCCGUGCGGACCAAGGUGGCGAACGACGCCGUGCCCGCCCUGACGGCGUGCCUCGACGACGACGACGCCCGGGUGCGUGCGGCCGCUGCGGACGCUCUGAGGCUCUUCGGCCAGCGCGCCGCCUGCGCGGUGCCGGCCCUUGUGGAGGCCCUCCGCGACCCCGUCCCCAUCGUGCGCGUCGCGUCGGCGCGCGGGCUUGGGCUGCUGGGCCGCGCGGAGCCGGAGCGGGAGGCGCUCAUCGUGGCCCUUGCCGACGAGUGCAGCGACCUCCGCAGGGCCGCCGCCGAGUCCCUCGGCAGGCUGUGCUCCAGGGCCCGCUGCUGGGAGAACGUGCCGGAGGCCGUGCCCAGCCUGGCGCGCUGCCUCGAGGACGCCGACGGCCAGGUGCGCGUGGCGGCCGCCGGCGCGCUGCAGAAGGCGGGCGUGCACGGCGUGGGCGCGAUGCUGCAGCUCAUGCGGUGCCUGGAGGACGAGCACGAGGGGGUGCGCGAGCAGGCCGCCAGGGCGCUCGGGGAGAUGGGACCCGCGGCCGCGGAGGCCGAGCAGCUGCUGGUGGGGCGGCUGGAGGACGGCCACGGCGCCGUACGCAGCGCCGCCGCCACGGCGCUGGGACAGCUGGGCGAGCGCGCCACGCCAGUCCUGGCCCUCAAGCGCUGCCUGGGGGACGGCAGCAACGACGUGCGCAAGGCUGCCGCGGCCUCCCUCGGCAACCUCGGCGCGCACGCGGCCGCGGCGGUGCCGGCGCUGGGGCGGCGCUUGGUGGACAACGACGAGGAGGUCCGCGUGACAGUGGCCCUGGCCUUAGGCCAGCUCGGCCAGCAUGCCUCGCGGGCACUGCCGGCGCUGACGGAGCGCAUCAAGGACCCCGACAUCAACGUGCGCCGCGCCGCCACGAUGGCCUUGGUUCGCAUGGGCCCCCACGCCAGCAAGGCCUCGCCCGCGCUGAGGGAGCUGCUCGCGGACCCCAGCGUGCAAGUGCGCGAGGCCGCCGCGCUGGUGCUCCGGCAGGCUUCCGGCACCGCCUCCAGGCACGCGUCGGAGCCGAGGAGCCCGUGUGGCGCCGACGACGCCGCCCGUGCCUCCAGCGACACGAGCAGCGACAGCGGCAGCGGCGGCGGCUCCAGCGCUGGCGAGCGCUCGGCGGGCGUCUCGCCAGAGGAGGAUGCCAGAGGCUCAGCGGCGGUGUGA